AUAUUUAACUGACAGGUCUGGAAGAAUUUUCUAUUUCCUUUAUCUUAAUUAGAAUUGCCAACCAUGGUCGACACCUAUAAAAACGCGGUGGUAAGCUCAAAAACCAUUGUAAAUCCAUUUUGGUUACAGUAGCUGCAAUACAACAUGAUUUGGAUUUGGAGCCUAAUUACACUGGGAAUAGUUGUUGGCGCAACGGGAGGCGUGUUUAUUAAUUCGAGGACCGAAAGUUCGAUAGCCCCAAGCACAACAACAACAAAGCCGACAUCCUUAGCCGAAUCGAAAAAUAUGCAAACUACUGUGGAUCCAUUCACUGCACUCGAUAAUAAAAUAACCAAUGAUCUUCAGAAUAUUCUAAGCAAGUAUGAGCGUGAAUGCAUGGGUAAUUCGGAAUUUACAGAAAAUAUUGACCUCGUACGCAAAGCGGCAAAAUGGAGCAAAGAACGUUUGGAAGAUAAGUUAGACGCUAGAAAAGAUUUCAAUAUAUACAAUGAGAAACGUAUUUCUCUUGAACAACAAAUUGAUGAGCGCAUAGAGGCCCUCAAUAAUAUCCUGCCUACCCAACAACCGAAUAGUCGUUGCUCAAAAUUUUACUUGAAACAAAGAGAAACUCUCAAGAAUUCCAAGCAACUUUCGAAUAAAGGAAAAAUAUCCGCUUUACAUAAUAACACUGAAAUUUGCAAGAGCAAGGAUAACGAUGAUUACGAUUACUAUUACGAUUAUAAUUACUAG
This is a messenger RNA of Drosophila erecta, 729 nucleotides long. RefSeq lists its product as uncharacterized. Bases 145 to 729 code for a protein of 194 amino acids. The transcript has 3 exons. The record is from RefSeq and is a predicted model, not a curated record. Lineage: Eukaryota; Metazoa; Arthropoda; Insecta; Diptera; Drosophilidae.